UCUGCCAUAUCUGCUACCUCACACAGCCGGGGCGCAAAUCCUCGCGAAUCGAGGUCAAGAAUAUAUCGGACGAUCGUUUGCUCUUCGGUCGCGGUGAGCUUCUGGCAAUUAGGCUGGCAAUUGGCUCGGGCGAGGGUUUGGUUGUAUCUUCGCUGAAGCUUUCGUGGGCACGCGUUAUACGCGGCGGCGGCGCGUCGUAGGCUUCGAAAUUGGCCUUCCUUAUAGGCUUGAAGUGCAAGCUCUAUUCGGCCUUCUUGUUGAGCUUUAUUAUCUUGUUGUUAUUGAGACAUUUCGUGUUGUAGUAGAGGUAAUAGCUGCCAAGAAAUUCUGCGACACUCGGUGGUGUGCGACACUCGGUGAUGCUUUACGUUAUAACUAUUAUUAAUUAAUAAAUACUCUAAUAUUUAAAAGAUAUUUAAGUAUUCUUAAAUCUAGCGAACUUCUAUAGAAGAUUUAUAAAGGGCUACUUAACUAUAGUAGCACCACUAGCACGCUUAAUAAAGAUAGAAUAUAGAGUACACCUACACCCUUAGCACGAGGAUAGCGACGAAUAAAGGGCUUUCGAUACCCUAAAGAGAUCUUUUACAUCAGCACCAAUCCUAGCAUAUUUCGACCCAGAU
Molecule: messenger RNA, 620 nt
Organism: Patellaria atrata CBS 101060
Lineage: Eukaryota; Fungi; Ascomycota; Dothideomycetes; Patellariales; Patellariaceae
Source: the annotation of a GenBank genome assembly